Messenger RNA from Anoplopoma fimbria (sablefish), 1380 nucleotides. It is a transcript of the gene rgs7a, whose product is annotated as regulator of G protein signaling 7a. The transcript has 16 exons. Lineage: Eukaryota; Metazoa; Chordata; Actinopteri; Perciformes; Anoplopomatidae. Bases 1 to 1380 code for a protein of 459 amino acids. The record is from RefSeq and is a predicted model, not a curated record. Gene Ontology annotation, biological process: G protein-coupled receptor signaling pathway; intracellular signal transduction; regulation of G protein-coupled receptor signaling pathway.
AUGGCACAGACCAACAGCGGUGGGCAGGGGACCAACGGGGUAGCGGAUGAGUCCCCCAACAUGAUAGUGUACAGAAAGAUGGAGGAAGUAAUAGCACGCAUGCAGGACGAGAAAAAUGGCAUCCCCAUCCGAACGGUGAAAAGUUUUCUAACCAAGAUCCCCAGUGUUUUUUCAGGUUCUGAAAUUGUACAGUGGAUGAUCAAGAAUCUGGACAUUGAAGAUCAAGUGGAAGCUCUUCACCUAGGAACUCUGAUGGCUGCACAUGGUUACUUCUUCCCCAUCUCAGACCACGUCCUCACUCUCAAAGAUGAUGGCACUUUCUAUAGGUUUCAGACUCCAUACUUUUGGCCAUCAAACUGCUGGGAACCAGAAAACACAGACUAUGCUGUUUACCUCUGCAAAAGAACAAUGCAAAAUAAAGCACGUCUGGAGCUUGCAGACUAUGAAGCGGAGAGCUUAGCAAGGCUACAGAGAGCUUUCGCCAGGAAAUGGGAGUUCAUUUUUAUGCAAGCAGAAGCACAAGCGAAAGUGGAUAAGAAAAGAGACAAAAUUGAGAGGAAAAUUCUCGACAGUCAGGAAAGAGCAUUCUGGGACGUGCACAGACCAGUGCCUGGAUGUGUGAACACGACGGAAGUCGACAUAAAGAAGUCGUCCAGAAUGAAAAACCCCCACAAAACCAGAAAGUCUGUGUAUGGGCUGCAGAAUGAUAUCCGUACUCACAGCCCAACCCACACCCCCGCCCCAGAGACCAAGCAGCCUACAGAAGAAGAACUGCAGGACCAGAUCACCUUUUGGCAAUUGCAGUUGGACAGGCAUCGACUGAAAAUGUCCAAAGUGGCGGAGAGUUUGCUGGGCUACACAGAGCAGUACAUCGAAUACGACCCUUUCCUCACGCCUUCAGAUCCAUCAAACCCCUGGAUCUCAGAUGACGCCACACUCUGGGAGCUUGAAGCCAGUAAGGAGCCCGGCCAGCAGAGGGUAAAGAGGUGGGCUUUUGGCAUCGACGAGGUUCUCAAAGAUCCAGUGGGAAGAGAGCAGUUCCUCAAGUUCCUGGAGUCUGAGUUCAGCUCAGAGAAUCUCAGGUUCUGGCUGGCGGUCCAGGAACUAAAGAAGCGUCCCAUCAGAGAAGUUCCAACCCGGGUUCAGGAGAUCUGGCAGGAGUUUCUGGCCCCCGGAGCGCCCAGCGCCAUCAACGUGGACUCCAAGAGCUACGGCAAAACCACCCAAAACGUCAAAGAUCCUGGACGCUACGCCUUUGAGGAUGCGCAGGAGCAUAUCUACAAGUUGAUGAAGAGUGAUUCCUACAGCCGAUUCAUCCGCUCCAGUGCCUACCAGGAGUUAUUACAGGCCAAGAAGAAGAAAAGUAAGAACUUGUUCUGA